UCAGUGACUUAUAGCGGUACUUCCGGACUGUGGCUGGCAUUUUGACACUGAGGGCAACUGACUUGGUGUCACUGACAUCCCCAGUGACACCAAUACAGUGAUCAGUGCUAAUAAAAAGCAUUGACACUGUACUAAUGGCCCUGGGCAGGAAGGGGUUAACAUCUGGGGCGAUCAAAGGGUUAACCGUGUGCUGUUUUACAUUAUGUCCUGUGUGUUUGCUUCACUGUAAGCACACUGCUGUGUAUGGCUCUGCUAUGCAGAGCCAUACACAGCAGUGUGCAGGAGCUGACAGGGGAGAGAACUGUAUUGUUUACAUAAGAGUUUUCUUCUUCACCCAUUGGUGCCGGUGAGUAAUCACCAGCCGAGACCCAGGGAUUGACAGCCAAGGCCGCG
Messenger RNA from Staurois parvus, 393 nucleotides. NCBI's taxonomy places the organism in Eukaryota, Metazoa, Chordata, Amphibia, Anura, Ranidae. The record is from the annotation of a GenBank genome assembly.